Messenger RNA from Drosophila serrata, 485 nucleotides. RefSeq lists its product as uncharacterized. NCBI's taxonomy places the organism in Eukaryota, Metazoa, Arthropoda, Insecta, Diptera, Drosophilidae. The record is from RefSeq and is a predicted model, not a curated record.
AUGAAAUAUAACUGCGGCAAGUUCGGAAGCGGAGCUCAAGAACAAUGCAAGGAGGAGCAGGGCACGUGCCAGGUCCAGGAUUUGGCCCCCAACCAGCCCGACCAGCAAACAUUUAAUUUCUACAUUUUAACGCAGCAAUCUUGGAAAGUUAAAUAUUUAUAUUAUUUAAAGGCUAACCCACGAAAUGGGGAUGUAGAUGUGGAUGAGGAUGCGGAUCCGGAUGCGGAUGCCAAGUACACAUCUCGCACAUCCCUCGAACAGUACGUGCGGAUAAUGAGCUGCGCCCCAGGCAAUGUGGUAUAGUGUGGAGCAGGAGCAAAGCUUUGACCACGCUCCUGGUUUCAAAAUGAAAAUGCAUUGUUUUGUUUUAGCUCAAGCCACGGGCAAAUUCGUUGCUUCUAUGUUUAUGUUUCCCAGGGAACACUUUUCACAAAAUUCUGGGUAAAUAUUCUAGUCAAAACCAAAUUAAAGUGAAAACUGGCAAA